AAUCUUGUGCAGUGACAGUAAGCAUGUUUUAUACGUUGUUGUUUGUGGCAGUUUUACUAACAAUUUUAUAUUUUUACUUCACUAGGACUUUUGAUUAUUGGAAGAAAAGAAAUGUUGCCGGACCAAAACCUCUCCCGUUUUUUGGUAACCUUAAGGAUUCUUUUUUAAGAAGAAAGUCUGUGAUUAUGGUUUAUAGCAGCAUUUACGAGGCAUUUCCUAACGAAAAGGUCGUCGGAAUUUUCAGAAUGACGACGCCUUGUCUUUUAUUGCGUGAUUUGGACGUUAUUAAAAAUGUGAUGAUCAAAGACUUUGAUUUAUUCAUUGAUAGAGGAAUUGAAUUCAGUGACGAAGGUCUCGGUGUUAACCUUUUCCAUGCUGAUGGAGACAGAUGGAGAGUUUUAAGAAACCGUUUCACUCCUCUCUUUACUUCGGGUAAGCUGAAGAACAUGUUGCAACUGAUGACUGAAUGUGGAGAUACAUUUAUUAAUUAUGUUGAUAACAUUUGUCAAAAGCAACCGGAACAAUCAAUGCAUCUAGUUUUUCAGCAGUUCACAAUGGCAUCUAUCGCAGCAUGUGCCUUCGGUGUUGAUUUAGAUAAAGAUAUGAUAAAAACUUUGGAGAGAAUUGACAAAUUAGUUUUUACUGUGAAUUACGGCAUCGAACUUGAUAUGAUGUAUCCGGGAAUAUUGAAAAAGUUCAAUAGCUCACUCUUUCCUAAGGAUGUAAGUACAUUUUUCGACAACCUAACAAAAAGUGUUAUUGGACAAAGAGUAGGUGUGCCAUCAAAUAGAAAAGACUUCAUAGAUCUAAUUUUAGAAUUGAGACAACAGAAAACCAUCGAAGGAGCGAAAAGAAAUGAAAAUGAAGAUGUUAAUGCACUCGAAUUGACUGACAGUAUCAUUGCAGCGCAGACAUUUGUUUUUUAUGUGGCCGGAUACGAAACUGGCGCCUCCGUUCUGUCAUAUUUGUUCUACGAACUGGCAAAGAAUCCUAACAUACAAGACAAACUUAUUUCAGAAAUUGACGAAGUUCUUAAACAUUAUAAUGGUGAAUUAAACUUUGAAUGUUUGAGCGAAAUGACAUAUCUGAGUCAAGUAUUUGAUGAAACAUUAAGAAAAUAUCCAAUGGGAGAUCUUUUACAACGUAAUGCUAAAACUGACUAUGCAGUCCCAGGUACUAAUGUUAUUAUCCGCAAAGGGCAAACUGUUAUUGUCUCAGCUUGGGGUAUUCACCACGAUCCUAAGCAAUACCCCAAUCCAGAUGUAUUUGACCCUGAACGCUUCAGUCCGGAAAAUGUGAGCAAUAGACAUUCUUGCGCUUAUAUGGCAUUCGGUGUUGGUCCCAGAAAUUGUUUAGGUAUACGUUUUGCUAAAUUGCAGUCUCAAGUAUGCAUCGUGAAGUUUUUAUCAACAUUCCGGGUAGAAAUUUCAAAGAACACUCCGUUAAACUUUAAAUACGAUCCAAUGCGUUUAUUUGCAUUUCCUAUAGGUGGUAUCCAUCUUAACAUAUUACGUAGAGAAAUUUAA
This is a messenger RNA of Papilio machaon (common yellow swallowtail), 1526 nucleotides long. Its product is annotated as cytochrome P450 6B1. Bases 24 to 1526 code for a protein of 500 amino acids. The record is from RefSeq and is a predicted model, not a curated record. Lineage: Eukaryota; Metazoa; Arthropoda; Insecta; Lepidoptera; Papilionidae. The transcript is spliced from 2 exons. Gene Ontology annotation, molecular function: monooxygenase activity; iron ion binding; oxidoreductase activity, acting on paired donors, with incorporation or reduction of molecular oxygen.